AUGGUAAAUACUAGAGGUUACACGGCAGUCCCAAACGUUGAACAGCCAACCAGUAACUCACAAGAUGUGCCGACUACACCCGUAUCUGAGCCUGAUAUGGAAAUGCCAAUAGAGCCUCCCGUAUAUGUAGAAGAGAUGGGCGUAGAAGAACCUCGGGUAUCGGAAGCCUUUAGUGAAAAAGUUCAACGGUUCCGAAUAUGUUUCGAAAAUAAUGUAGUGAUUCCAGUGAAGGAAAAGGUAGUGGAUCCACUAGCGCAAAUAAUGUCUCUGAUGUCUGAAAAGUUUGAUUUGAUUUUGAGCAAGUGUGGUAAUGUUUUGGUAAUGAAAAGGAUAUUUUACCUUGUGUUAAUGUCUAUUGUGACAGCUUUGAUCAUCUCCAGUGAUAAAUUACCCAAUGGAACAGCCCGGGGUUCAAGUGGAUUAUUCUCAGACCACGAACUCCUACUACAGUACGCCAAGAAGUCUAUUGACCUUUCAAAGAUAGAGAGAGAUUUGGAGUAUAUUAGUAGUAUGCCUCACAUGUCAGGAACAAGCGGAGAUGCAGCUGUUCGACAUUACAUCAGAGAAUCAUUUGAUAAAAAUGGUAUAAAGCUGGCUGGAGAGGAAGAAUUCAUGGCAUAUUCGAAUUAUCCAGGAAACGCUUCACUUUACGUGUACCCGAGGGGUAAUUCAGAAGGAUUUGGCAUCCCAUUAAAUGAAGAAAAUUUCAACCCAAUGAGUCGCAAUGGUGAAUUCAGAAACACAGCCGUAAUCUAUGGUAACAAAGCAUCAUUGGACGAUAUGGUUUCUCUAAAAGAUGGGGGGGUCUUAAACGGAGACUUCAUUUUACUUUUACAUUACGGAGAUUAUGUUUUCCAGCAAAUGAUGAGGGCGCAGGAGUAUGGCGCUAAAGCGGUUAUCUUCAUUUCUGAACCAUACAAAGAUAACAAAGAUGUGGUACAAAUGAAAUCUGUUGCCUUACCUCAAAACGGUACUGGUGACGCACUUACGCCCGAGUGGGAAGGGUCCAUUAGGGACCCGAUUGAUGUCGAUGACGCUAGAUAUCUGCCCAAGAUUCCAUCAAUACCGAUAUCUACUAAUCAAGGCGAAAAAAUUCUAUCUACAUUAUCUGACACUGGUGUGAAAUUUUCGAACAAUUUAUAUAGUGGGUCUCCCAAUGACUGUCUAAUCGAUCUGCUGGUGGAAACAGCGACUAGGGAACGACAUCCGGUUCACGACAUAGUGGGUAAAAUUGAAGGGUCAGAGCAAAACGGAAUGGCAAUUGUUAUUUCCGCGCCAAGGAACUCUGUUAGCUUUGGUACUACGUAUCCUUCUUUUGGGACUGUUGUCUUGUUAUCUCUAAUUCAAUUGUAUCAAGAAAUGGUUUACAAAUUCGACUGGAAACCCUUAAGAAAUAUUUACUUCAUUUCCUUUGGUGGUUCAGAGUUUAAUGAAGCAGGAGCCACAGAAUUGAUGGAGAAGAGAGCAGAAGUACUGAAGAAUGAAAUAUACACCCUAAUCGACGUAGGCCAGGUUGGCAUAUGGGAUGAUAGUAACAUUUUGGACGUACAAUGCCAUCCGUUACUAGCAGACUUUUUCCAAAAGAAUGGUACCAGCCGUGGUCUCGAUGUUCAGGUGGAUAACAUUCAUCAGUUCGGUGACUGGACGCCGUACCUGGCACGGGGAAUGCCCGUUGCCAUUAUUUCAUCGCCUAGUGUGAUGAACAGAAAGCUUCCUAUAGGCACCGUAGAAGAUACGUUCGAAGCCGUCAAGGAUACAUUGCGAGAUAAAAAUAAGGGUGAAAUGCUCUCUGAAAUGAUGCUCUAUCUUGUUGAAAAAUCACUCGAGCUCAUCGACGACCCAAUGAUCCCAUUCAGUGUAUCAAAUUACGCAGAUUUCCUUUCAAAUACCUUGAAGGGUAUUCAGAAAGAGUGUCCCGAUACCGUGAACUUUGACGAGGUAUUUUCAGGUACGGCGCUAUGGAAAAACACCGAACUACAGUUCAAUACGUGGAAGAGCGGGUGGGCGGACCUAAUGUAUGGUAGCAGCACUUCUAUAGAGCCCACCAUCAUAGCCAUUAACCGUUGGUCGUGGAACUACUUACUGUCCCGGAUUGGUAUCACCCAGUGCUUGGAGAAAGGGUUACCGGAAAGGACGUUUUACAAGAACGUUAUCCUCGGUCCCAAGCUCUGGGUGCAGAAAGAUGACCCACUUCGCUCAUGGACUUUUCCUGAAAUCAGAGAUUCUAUUGCCAUCAAAGACUGGGUUUCCGUACAGGAACAACUCAACGCCUUAGGCACGAUGUUGCAGAACACAGCUCGUUAUUUCCUUGGGAACAAAAACCUCCGCGAAAUAAACACUAAUAAUUACUAG
Molecule: messenger RNA, 2352 nt
Organism: Saccharomyces eubayanus
Lineage: Eukaryota; Fungi; Ascomycota; Saccharomycetes; Saccharomycetales; Saccharomycetaceae
Gene: TRE1
Product: Tre1p
Exons: 1
Coding region: 1-2352 (783 amino acids)
Molecular function (GO): carboxypeptidase activity
Source: RefSeq, a predicted model, not a curated record